This is a messenger RNA of Xiphias gladius (swordfish), 10172 nucleotides long. It is a transcript of the gene atm, whose product is annotated as ATM serine/threonine kinase. Gene Ontology annotation, biological process: DNA repair. Bases 351 to 9629 code for a protein of 3092 amino acids. The transcript is spliced from 63 exons. The record is from RefSeq and is a predicted model, not a curated record. Gene Ontology annotation, molecular function: protein binding; protein serine/threonine kinase activity. NCBI's taxonomy places the organism in Eukaryota, Metazoa, Chordata, Actinopteri, Istiophoriformes, Xiphiidae.
UCGAAUAGCAUAGCAUCCAGCAAAGUAGCAAGUUUGUCUUAAUGUUGGCAGUACAGUUACCGGACUCAAUCAGUAGUAGCCAUGACCAGGAUAUGAUGUAGCCUCUUCACUCCUGCUCUUGGGGCGGGAAUUCCCUGCGUGGUCUGCGUAACGCACGUCAACAUGGAAAAGUUGUCAGGGGAGGCACAGCUGCAGGCUCCCCCAGCACUGUAGCACCCCAGGUAACAUCUGCACCUGCAUGUGUGACAGCUCAGAUCGCACCGAGGGUUUGAAUGGACGUUUGUGAAUCGACUUCAAAGCACGUGUGCAGGUACAGUAGACUACUCCACUGAUAAAAACUGUGGAGCACAAUGAGUCUGGCUCUUCAUGAUCUCCUGGUCUGCUGCAGGGGGCUGGAGAAUGACAAAGCUACAGAGAGGAAGAAAGAAGCUGAACGCUUCAGACGGCUCCUUCGAACUCCAGAGAUUGUGCAGGAGUUGGAUCGUACCUCAGGACCUAAAGCUAAAUCCUCCAAGCAACUCACGUGGGAUGCUGUUUUCAGAUUUCUGCAGCGCUAUGUCCAGAAGGAGACAGAAAGCAUGCAGUCAAGUAAAUCCGUCGCAGCGACAACGCUGGCCACACGGAAGAAGAAGAUGGCUGAAAUGUGCAGUUUGAUCAAAUACUUCAUACGCUAUGCAAACAAACGUGGGCCUCGUCUAAAGUGCAGUGAGCUGCUGAGACAUGUGAUGGAGGUGCUGCAGAAUUCAUACAGCUGUUCAGCUUAUGGAGAAGAUUACAGCAGCCUCCUGGUGAAGGACAUCCUCUCCGUCCGCAAGUACUGGUGUGACAUCACUCCACAGCAGUGGCGAAGUCUUUUGGACUUGUACUGUGGCUUGUUCAACUCCUCAUCCAAACCGAUCAACCAUGUUUUGGUGAACAGAGUCAUCCACAUGUUGGUGCGGGGCUGCUGCAUGCAGACUGAUGGAUUUCAUAACACUCUGUUCAGCUUCUUCUCCAAAGCACUGCUUAAUGCCAGGCAAGAGAAACAAUUGACUGUUUUGGAGCACCUCGUCUCGGCUCUCAACAUAUUCUUGAGAUCUGCAGCCAUGAACUGUAGGAUGAGGGUGUGUCAUCUGGGAGAGGAGCUUCUGCCCUCUAUACUAUAUGUCUGGGCAGAUAUGAGGCCCAGUGCUGCUCUCAAAGAGGAGAUCGUGGAGUUCUUCAACCUGCAGAUCUGUGUUCACCACCCCAAAGGAGCCAUGACGCAGGACACAGGUGCUCAUGCUGAGGACUGGACUAGGUGGCGGAGUCAGCUGUACAACCUGUACGAUGCUUUGGUUAGAGAAAUCAGUCAUAUAGGCAGCAGAGGGAAGUACGUCACAGGGACGAGACACAUAGCCGUGAAAGACAAUCUCAUCCAGCUCACAGCUGACAUCUGUCAUCAGCUGUUCAGUGAUGACAAAGCCAUCCAUAUCUUGGAGAUGACACAGGCCCCCCUCAGAGCCACACAGAUGGGCAGUCCCAACCAAGGAACAGCCAGCAAGCGACGCCGCAUCGAACUGGGCUGGGAGGUCCUCCGAGACCAUCUGCAGCCUCAGCACAGUGACUUUGAUGUCAUACCAUGGCUGCAGAUCACGGCAGUGCUCACCUCUAAGUAUCCAUCCAUGAUGCCCAGCCAGGAGCUGGUCCCACUGCUGUCAGUGUUGUACCAGCUCCUGGCAGAGCAGCGGAGAGGAGAGAGGGGGCCAUACGUGCUGCGUUGUCUGAAGGAGGUGGCCCGGUGCCAUGCCUGCUACCCAGAGAGGACCCAGGUUCACAAGGUGGAGUUGGGCAGGCUGUGGGGUCGGGUCUGGGCCCUGGCACUGCGAGGGGUCAGCUCACCCCAGACAGAGGCCCUCAGCCUGGACCUGCUGGCCUCCAUUGUCCAUGGUGGACUGAUUAAUAUGGACAGAGAGUUCUGGAAGCUUUUCUCUGGAUCAGCUUGCAAACUAUCCCAGAGUGCUGCUGUCUGUCUCUCCCAGGCCCUGCUUAAGUGUCCGGUCCCUAAGAGUCUCAUCCCGAGCUCAGGCUGGGACUAUGUGGGGGUCACAGAAGGAUCUGGGUCUCCAAACCUGAAGGAAACCCUCCUAGCCUGGCUGCUGAUGAGUGAUCAGAGCGAUGAGAUGGAGGAUAGCUCCAGACCUCACCCCAUCAUUUGCAGAGACUUUCCCUACAAUCUAAUAGCGGACAUCCUUGUCUCCCUGACCUUGAAAGACACCAGAGCAGGCCUGAAGUUUCUGCUGGGUGCUGAAGGAGCUGAGGGUACCUUUUUUCAAGAACAAGCGUCUUCUGAUGCCAAAGACAACCUGGAAGAGAUCGAGAGGCUGUAUUUGCAGUUCAGCUUCAACGCUCUGCCCUCAGAGUUCCGAGGGACUGAAGAGUCGGUCAAGACGUCGUCAGCUGACGGCCAAUUCGCUGCUGUCCCCGGUCUCCGAAGCAAGUUGGAGCAGUCCCUGCUUAGUGUGGCUGACAACUUACUCCGCUGCUACUCUCCUGACUCUCAGUCCAUCCCUCCAGAGUGUCUGGUGCGCUGUUUCAGUCUGCUGACUGGUGUUCUAGCAGGUUACGUCUCCAGUGGGGUUCUUACUCAAGAGGAGGCCUGCCGCUCACAACUCCUCACUAAGGCAAAGGCCGUGGCCCAGGAAUUUAGUGGGUUUGUUUCUAGUGUGAAAGUAAAGAUGACAGAGGAGGGGACCAUGACCACGCUAAGGUCUGUCAUGAAGCUCUGCACACAGUCAGCCAGCAGAAAAAACGAGGAUAAUGUUUGUACCAUCUCCUGUAGUCUGUUCAUUAUGAUACUGCCAGCCAAUCUCCUUAGUGAACUGGCAGAGAUCUGCAAACUGUUGCUAAGCAGUGUUUCUAAGAAAGUCGGUGUUGUGGAUGAGGACGAGCAUGUGGAUGACGACUGGGAUGUGACCAGGACUCAAGAGGAGGAUGAUAUUGACCUGUUUGAGGAUGGCGAAGAGUCCCACAGCAGCACCAAUGGGACCCACGGACAGAAGGGAGAAAACACUGAUGCUGCCUGUGGGCCAGGUGCAAAAAGCCUGUUAGCAGAGGAUCAUCUGGCCCAGCAGGACCUGGCUCUCCUCGCGAUCUUGGAGUUCCUGUGUGAGUUUGGCUCUGUCCAGCACGGCCACAGUCUGCUUUUCAAACCACAGGAGGUGCGGCACAGGCUGCUGCUGCUGUUGGAGCAGAUCGACUUCAGCAAAGCCCUGCACCUCAACAUGUAUCUUGUCCUGCUGAAGAAGCUUCCUGCCGAGGACUCGCUCUCUCCUGAAGAAUUUGAUUCGCUGCUCCGUCCUCUGGCGGAACUGUGUAGCGUGUACCGUCAGGACCAAGAGAUCUGUUCUGCUGUGCUGUUGGGUUUGUUACCCUCCAUCAGGAGCCUGGGGAAAACCCACCACAUGCCCGAGGAAAUGAGACAUGUUCAGGGAUCCCUGCUACAAGUUGUCUCUGGAUUCUGUUUCUUGAGCCAAACGGGGAAAUGCAUAGCAGCUGUGCGAGCCGCUUUAGUGCGAUGUCUGGUUGCUUUGCUAGAGGCUGACCCAUGUUGUAAGUGGGCAGUCCUAAGUAUCAGAGAGCCGGGCAGAGAGGAGGACCGUUCAGUGUCCGUCAUCCUUCCGUCUCACCUCGCAGAUACCCACCACCAAGUCCGUAUGCUGGUAGCCAUGUCAGUGGAGAGGUUGUUUCUGGAGAUGAGACCAGAUCACCCUGAUAAAAGGAAGAUGCUACCACUUAAACACCAGCAGGCUGCUUUUGAAAAUGUUUACCUGAAGGCUCAGGAGGGAAUGAGGCUCCCUAGAAGCAGCUCUUCAGAGGACCAGCAGGACGAGGCAUUCAACCGCAAGGCCACCCUGUUGAAGAGUUUGUCUGUGGUGCUGUGCUGUAGUCCAGUGUGUGAAAAACAGUCUCUGUUUGCCCUCUUCCAGUCCUACAAGGAGAACAAUAUCGAGGAACAGCUCAUUAAAAAGAUGUUGUACAGUGUAUCCCGAGCGCUGGGCUACCGGAGCGUAAAGACAUUUGUCAGUUCUCACUUGUACUACUUGGUGGCAGAGUGGCUCGCACAGAGACAGUCUGACGAUCGUUACACUCUUGGCUCUUUCCCCUACACCCUCCUAGACCAUGACGCAGUCAAAGAUUUCUAUAACUCUUACUACCAUGUACUGAUCCCCCACUUGGUCUUCCUGGACGACUUUGAGCAGGUCAAGUCUAUCGGCAGGUAUCUGGACAAGGACUGGAAAGAGCUAUUGGCCAACUGCUUCCCCAAGAUCAUGGUCAACAUCCUGCCAUACUUUGCCCUGUCCGGCCAGGAUUCACAGGUUGCACAGCAGAGAGAGAAGGCCCACAGAGUGUACAACCUGCUCAAAGAUGCCAGCUUUCUGGGCAAACAGCAAAUUGACAGCUUGAUCCACAGUAACCUGGCGGACAUAGUGGUGGAGCUGCUGAUGACUCUGUAUGAAGGAGGUGGAGCUGAAGGAGACAGAGGAGACAUCAAACGCUUUAUAGGGGAACUGGACCCUGUACCAAACCCACCAUACUUCAGCUCCUAUGUCAUCAAAGCUACUCUGGACUACCUCAGCAAGUGCCACAGUGCCAACCACAAGUCACUGGUAGCCAUUCUGUCCAAAACUCCGGUUUCUAUCCAAAGGAUCCUGCUGGCGGUGUGUGAAAGAGCAGCGGAGACGACCAACGGCUAUGAACGUCAUCGCAUCCUCCUCAUGUAUCACCUGUUUGUCAACCUGCUGCUCAGAGAGGUGAAGGAUGGUCUGGGAGGAGCCUGGGCCUUCGUCCUCAGGGACAUCAUCUACACGCUCAUACACCAUAUCAACAGCAGACCAGUUCAGUGCGAUGAGGUUUCAACCCGAAGCUUGUCUCUGUGCUGCGACCUGUUGACUUCUGUGUGUCAGGCAGCCCUGCAGUUCUGUGAUGAUGCUCUAGACUGCCACCUACAGGUCAUUGUUGGGACUCUCACGGCUCAGGUGACCAGCCGGCCGGCCAUCUCAGAGCAGGUGCUCAGUCUGUUGCACUUUCUUGUGAUAGAGAACCAACAGAAGUUGAAAGGAGCCAUCAGCAGGUUGGAGCCUUUUCCCGACCUCCCUGAGUUCAGAGAGCUGCGGUCUGUACAGCACAGGCUGAAAUAUAACACUGGGACCUUUACGCUGCGACAGGAGAUAGCCCACUUCCUGUCAGUGACGUCAUGUGACUCCUUACCUCUGACCAGGCUGGAGGGACUAAAGGAACUGACCAGACAGCUGCAUGACAACAAGGGACAGAUCAGAGAGCUGCUCAAAGAGUGCCAUGCUGACCCCAGUGACAGUGUGCUGGUGAAGCUGGUUCUCAGUCUGCUGCAGCUCUCUAAGCUAGCUGCCAACCACCCCGGAGGAGCCGACAUCCUUGAGGCAGCAGGGAGCUGUCUAGGAGAACUUGGUCCAGUAGAUUUCUCCACCAUCGCCCUGCUCCAUGGCAGAGACCUCCUCUAUGAAAAGGCUGUGUCUCUCUUCACCUCCACAGAUUCACAGUGUCUCUACAUCAUUCUCAACUGCAUGAACGACGCACUCACUCAGCGGCGUAUUGAGGUGAGGCAGGCAGCAGCUCAGUGUCUGAAGAACAUCCUCGCCAUUCAGUCUGGAGUUGACUUCUGGGAGCAACACAAAGAGAACAGGGACCCCAUGCUGGCCUACCUUAAUCCCUUUAGAAAGGCCAAGAGCAAGGUGGCUGCUGUGAGUGCUGAGGAAAGUUCGGAAUCCAGGGAGAAGCUGGAGAGUCAGGAGUUUUGGACUCCUCAGGCGGGCAGCCACAAGGCCUGGCUGAAGGCCCUGUGCACUGCCCUGCUGGACAGUGGAGGAGUCAAGAGUGAGGCUCUGCUACUGUCCCGACCACUGUGUCUGGUGAAGGUGGACUGCUGUCAGAGGUUGCUGCCCCUCAUCAUCCACUCUGUCCUUCUGGAUGACUCGAAUGGUUCGUGGAGGGAGUUGCUCUCAUCCCACAUCCAGGACUUCUUCAGUUUCUGUUCCAGAAGUGCUCAGGCUUCCAGUCGGUCUGCCACACCUCUCAGCUCUGACUCUGAGUCUGAAACAGCCAGCCAGGGCUUGUAUGACAAGGCUUCUCUGCGUACCAUGCUGGCAGUCAUUGACUAUUUGAGACACCAGCAGAGACCACUUGAAUCUGAUAGUAAGUCCUGUGGCACGGUGUGUAAUUCAAACUUCUGGCUGGAGCUGAACUACCUGGAGGUAGCCAAAGCUGCUCAGUCCUGUGCAGCUCACUUCACUGCUCUGCUGUACACUGAGAUCUACGUCGAUAAGAUCAAAGCUAACAUGGAGGAAAGUCGCAGAAACAAGUCCAGAGUGAAAUGUAAGAUUAAUUUUGAAGAGCACAGCCAGAACUUCACCAUCUCCAGCUUGACAGAGAAAAGUAUGGAAGACACCAACAUCAGUCUGCAGGAGCUUCUGAUUGAGGUGUAUCGAAGCAUCGGAGAACCUGAUAGUCUGUAUGGCUGUGGAGGGGAGACGAUGACCAGUCCACUGACCAGGAUUCGAACCUAUGAGCACGAGGCUAUGUGGGGGAAGGCCCUGACCUCAUACGACCUUCACUCUGCUCUGCCCGAGGCUACUCGACAAGUGGGAAUCGUGGAGGGCCUGCAAAACUUUGGUCUGAGCAGCAUCCUCGCCACCUACAUGCGGGGUCUGGAGAGGGAAGGGGUGGAGUGGGGGGCUGAGCUAAGAGAGCUCCGCUUCCAGGCCUCUUGGAGGAACACCCAGUGGGACUGUGAGCUGUCAGAGAGGAGUGAGAAAUCCACACCUGGCUUCCAUGAAUCAUUGUUUUGUUCCAUGCAAGCGCUGAGGGACAAAGAGUUCUCCGUGUUUGACGAAACGCUUAAACAGGCCAGGGGUGCAGAGGUGGAGGAGCUAUGCAGAGGUAGUCUGGAGGCUGUGUCUUCUCUGUAUCCGGCUCUCAGGAACUUGCAGAGCAUAAAGGAGCUGGAGAGUGUUAAACAACUCUUCUCUAGACCAUUCUCAGAUGUGACUCUGAGGGACGUUUGCAGCCAGUGGCGGCAGCACUCCCAGCUGCUCGCUGAUAGUGACUUUGCUUUGGUGGAGCCUAUUCUGGCCGUCCGCUCUGUGGCCCAGCAAACCCUGAUGUCCAGGGUGGGAGACCCCGACAGCAACCAGUACCUCAGCUCUGUGCUCACUGACCACCUCAUGGAGCUCUGCCAGCUGGCUCGCAAGGCUGGGAAUACACAGCGGGCAGAGCGGGCAGUCGUCCAGAUGAAGCAGCACGUUGGCCGAGGGUCCUGGGUGUCAUCACCUGUGUCGUCAUGGCAACUGGAGGAGGCCCAGGUGUUCUGGGCAAAGGGAGAGCAGGGUCUGGCUCUAGGCCUGCUGAGACAGAUGAUACACAACCUAGAGGAAAAGGUGGAUUUAAAUCCUGCUCUGGCUCCAGUCUAUACUGAGUGCCUCAGGCUGUGUGGUAACUGGCUAGCUGAGACCUGCUUGGAAAGUCCUGGAGUCAUACUGGAGAAGUACCUGGAAAGGGCAGUGGAGGUGAUCGAGGGGGAAUCAGGAGUGCUCGACUCCAGGCUGCAGAGUCAGCGAACUGCGGCCUUCCUGUCUCUGGCGCGCUUCUCUGACGCUCAGUACCAGAGCAUCGACAAAUAUAUGAACUCCUCUGAGUUUGAGAACAAGCAGGCGCUGCUGGAGAAGGCCAAAGAGGAAGUGGACUUGAUGAAGGAGCGUAAAGUGACCUCCAACAGGUACACAAUAAAGGUGCAAAGAGAGCUGGUGCUGGAUGAGAAGGCCCUGUCUGACCUGCGGUCAGACAGACAGCGCUUCCUGUGUAAGGCGGUGGAGAAUUACAUCCAGUGUCUGGAGCAGGGUGAGGAGCACGACACCUGGGUGUUCCGUCUGGCUUCACUCUGGUUGGAGAAUGCUGACGUUAAGAAUGUAAAUAACAUGAUGAAGAAAGGGGUGAAGCAGAUCCCCUCUUACAAGUUUCUGCCUCUCAUGUAUCAGCUGGCUGCACGCAUGGGAACCAAGAUGGCAACUGGCAUCGCCGAGGACACGGGAUUCCAUGAUGUUCUCAGUGAUCUCAUUUGCCGAGCGUCUCUGGAGCACCCUCACCACACGCUCUUCAUCAUCUUCGCUCUGGUGAACGCCAACAAAGACGAGAACUUUUGCAGGACCCGGCUGUCUAAGAGCGCUUCAAGGCAGCCAUCACCAUUUGACCUGGAGCGUUCACAUGUGGCCCAAAAGAUCAUUAAUUCAAUCAGUAAAAAGAGAGGCGAGAUGAUCCGAGGGAUCGAGCGUCUGUGCGAUGCCUACAUCACUCUGGCUUAUAUGGACGCCAGCAAGCACAAGACUGAAAAGAAGGCUAUUCCCAUCCCUGCUGAUCAGCCCAUCAUGCAAAUCAAAGACCUGGAUGAGGUCGUCAUCCCCACAAUGGAGAUCAAGGUGGAUCCAACUGGUUGCUAUGACAACCUGGUGACUGUCAGGUCCUUCAUGCCCAAGUAUCACCUGGCUGGAGGAGUCAACCUGCCCAAAAUCAUCGACUGUGUCGGCUCUGAUGGCAAGAGCAGGAGACAACUGGUCAAGGGUCAGGACGACCUGCGGCAGGAUGCGGUGAUGCAGCAGGUCUUCAGCAUGUGCUCCAUGCUGCUGCAGCGCAACAAGGAUACUCGCAAGAGGAAGCUCAACAUCAGACGAUACAAGGUGGUGCCGUUCUCUCAGCGUAGCGGUGUGUUGGAGUGGUGCUCGGGCACUGUGCCCAUCGGGGAGUUUCUGGUGGAUCCCAAUAAAGGAGCCCACAAACGAUUCCGACCCCGGGACUGGACCAAUUUGUCCUGCCGCAAGAAGAUGAUGGAGGCUCAGAGACUUGCGUUUGAUGAGAAGCUCCUGGCCUACAUUGAGGUGUGCAAGAACUUCAGGCCAGUCUUCAGGUAUUUCUGCAUGGAGCGAUUCCUGGAUCCAGCGGUGUGGAUGGAGAAACGGCUGGCUUACACCCGCAGCGUGGCCACCUCCUCUAUCGUUGGCUACAUCGUAGGUCUGGGUGACAGACACAUCCAGAACAUCCUCAUUGAUGAGCAGACUGCUGAACUGGUGCACAUCGAUUUAGGUGUGGCCUUUGAGCAGGGGAAGAUCCUCCCCACACCGGAGACUGUCCCCUUCAGACUCUCCAGAGACAUUGUGGACGGGAUGGGCAUUACUGGAGUGGAGGGAGUUUUCAGGAGAUGUUGUGAGAAGACCAUGGAGGUGAUGAGGAGCUCUCAAGAAGCUCUGCUGACUAUUGUAGAGGUGCUGCUGUACGACCCUUUGUUUGACUGGACCAUGAACCCUCUGAAGGCCUUCUACCUGCAGCACGACGAGCAGCAGGAGCUCAACGCGACGCUGAGCUCCACUAUGGGGGGAGAGGACAUAGACAACCCCCGUAAAUUCAGUGACAGUCAGAGCUUCAACAAGGUGGCCGAGCGGGUGCUGCUGCGGCUGCAGGAGAAACUGAAGGGGGUGGAGGAGGGUACGGUGCUAAGCGUGGGGGGGCAGGUCAACCUGCUCAUCCAACAAGCCAUGGACCCCAAAAACCUCAGCAGACUCUUUCCAGGCUGGCAGGCCUGGGUGUAGGCCUGAGAGAAGGUCACUUGGGCUGGAAGGGUUCCUGCUCCAGCCAACAAGGGGAACAGACACAUUUUAUCUCUUCUGUAUGAUAAGUAGAGCCAGUUGCUUGACUGAAACUCCUGUAUGCAGUCACACAUUUAUGGAGUAAUGGAGUAAAAAGGUUUACAGACAUUACUCAAAUGAGCUUAAACACGCUUCAUUUCAAACUUGAGACAACUUCCUGAGUAACAUAAACCAAAACACUGUUUUGUCCUUAUGAAUUUUCACUUUCUGCAAACCUUUGCACUUUAACAGAAAAUUUGGAAACUUGUAUCAAACAAAAAAGGGAAGAUCAUCCAUUUUCUUGCUCAAAGACCAGUAAGCCGCGGUGUCCUGAUUUGUUCUUGUUACUGUAAAAGUCAGACUCUUUGUGUAUUUUGCCCAGUUGGAUGUGGUUGCUUUCAUACUGUUGAAUGAUGUGUGAAAUGAUGAAUUAUUCCCAAUUUUUUAACAUGAAUACAUGCUUAAUGGAUGUAUGAUAUACCUUUAAAUAAACUGCACUUGAAAUAC